UGCAUGCAUGUCGAGUACUUCACGCAGCGGUCCCUCCCCUUUAAACGUCAGCGUAACUUCCCCUUUAAUGCCAUCAGUGCGGGUUGAUUUCGGUCGGCAGAAUGGAUUCAACUAAAGUUACCGCUUUUUAACUUUCUACCAACUCGCAGUAAAAGGCGUAACUUCGUCUUGUAGAUGUACGUGUGCUUAUCGCCGAGGUUUUAAAGUGUUUGUGUAUAAUAAUGUUGUGGUUAGCGUGCUUGUUGUUGUCGGGUGUGAUGAACACUGGACCAGUUGAAGGAUAUUUCCAUGAGGAGCGCUGGAGCCCGGAGUCUGCUGAACUCGCUCCCCGAAUAAUGAUCUCGCUCAUCUGCCGUAACGCUCAGCACUCGCUUCCUCAUGUACUGGGUGCUAUUGAGCGUCUAAAUUAUCCCAAAGAUCGUAUUGCCCUCUGGGUGGCAACUGAUCACAGUAUUGACAACACUACAUACAUGUUGCGAGACUGGCUUAUAAAUGUACAGAAGCUAUACCAUAAUGUGGAGUGGAGGCCGAAGGAGGAACCAAGAGCAUAUUUUGAUGAGCAAGGACCCAAGGAUUGGACGAAUGAGCGGUACGCCUACGUAAUGAGACUGCGUCAGGCAGCGCUCGAAUCCGCACGAGAAAUGUGGGCAGACUAUCUCAUGAUGAUUGACUGUGAUAAUCUCCUGAUCAAUCGUGACGUCUUAUGGAAGUUAAUAAAGGAGAACAAGACAAUUGUGGCUCCGAUGCUGGAGUCUCGUGCGGCCUAUUCCAACUUUUGGUGUGGAAUGACAUCACAGGGUUACUAUAAACGAACGCCUGCAUACAUUCCCAUACGUAAACAAACGAGAAAGGGCUGUUUCGCCGUUCCCAUGGUGCACUCUACGUUCCUAGUGGAUUUACGGAAAGAAGCCUCCAGACUGCUAGCUUUUCACCCACCACAUCCAGACUACACGUGGGCCUUCGAUGACAUCAUAAUCUUCGCCUUUUCAGCCCGUAUGGCAGAUGUCCAGAUGUAUGUUUGUAAUAAGGAGACAUUCGGAUUUCUCCCAGUCCCUCUUCGCAUCCACAGCACGUUGCAGGACGAGGCGGACAGCUUCGUUCAUACUGUACUAGAGGUCAAUGUACGAAAUCCCCCAGUUGAACCUUCUAGACACCUUCCCAAACCUGUGAAGACGCCUGACAAAAUGGGCUUUGAUGAGGUAUUUAUGAUCAACCUGAAGCAACGAGCUGAUCGACGCGAGCGCAUGCUGAGGGCACUGCGAGAGCAAGACAUUACCUGCAAGAUUAUUUCCGCUGUUGAUGGCAAAGCAAUGAACGUCAGUGACAUCCAUGCAAUGGGAAUCCACAUGCUGCCCGGCUAUAGUGACCCUUAUCAUGGCAGACCGCUGACAAAAGGAGAGAUGGGCUGUUUCCUUUCCCACUACAACAUCUGGAAAGAGAUUGUAGACAGAGGCUUGAAGACCUCAUUGGUGCUUGAAGAUGAUUUGCGGUUUGAGAUCUUCUUCAAACGCCGCAUGCAGAAUCUGAUGCGUGAGGUUGAGAGUAAAGGUCUGGAUUGGGAUCUCAUUUAUAUUGGGAGGAAGAGGAUGCAGGUGGACCAUCCUGAGAAAGCAGUACCAAACAUUCGCAACCUAGUGGAGGCGGACUAUUCCUACUGGACCCUGGCUUACAUGAUGUCUUUACAGGGAGCCAGAAAACUCCUCAAUGCAGAACCACUCAGCAAAAUGUUACCUGUGGAUGAGUUUCUGCCUAUUAUGUUUAAUAAACAUCCUGUAUCGGAUUACAUGGAGCAGUUCGAGACAAGGGAUCUGAAAGCAUUUUCAGCUGAGCCUUUGCUGGUGUUUCCUACACACUACACAGGUGAACCAGGAUACAUCAGUGAUACAGAAACAUCCACAGUGUGGGACAAUGACAAGGUGCGUACAGAUUGGGACAGGAAGCGGUCGGGUAAGACUAAAGAACAGGCUGAGAUCAGCACAAAGGCACAAAACACUAAUGUGCUCCACUCUCCAUUGGACAGAACGGCUCGAGAUGAGCUAUGAGAGACACACAGAUAGACUCGUGACAUUACUGAGAUUGUAUCAGUUUUUCCUCAGUCUCUCUAUCUGUGGACAUUGUGAAACGUGUUUCCUGGAAGUGUGCUGUUUGACUGAUCAAAAGAAGGCUUGAACAUGUUUCUUAUUUGUUUGUUUUUCUUAACAGUUUUGCUUUUAAGCUUGAAUAUCUAGAUAAACUGACUCUACCUAUUACUGGCUGUCUCACCCGUUCACCAUUGUGUCCCGGGACCAAGGCAGAGAAUCAAGUGUGGGUUAGGGCCAUUCACACAUUAAUGAUAACCAUAACAUUAAAGCGAUACCCCAGCCACAUAUCAAAAUUUCGCCAAUAUUUACUCGCCCUCAAGCAAUCCGAGAUACACAUGUCUAUCAUCUUUCAGACGAACACAUGUGGAGUUCUUUUAGUAAAUGUCCUUGCUUUUCCAUACCUUAUAAUGGUAGAAAACAAGGAUCAGGAAACAACUUCUGACUUUUAAGCCCCCAAAAAAGCCCAUUCUUCGCGUCACUGCGCAACAUACUCAUGGCAACCAAUGCUCAUUACGCUAAAACUUGCGUGAAUUGCUUGAGUCCAAGAUGUCGUCAUUACCGGAAACUAGUUAUUACAGUUUAUAAAGUUUGAAAUAUUGAAAUGCUUCUUACAAAAUUGCAUUGAUUAACCGUAGAAGACCUUUAUUAACCCCUUAGAGCUGUGUGGAUUACUUCUGUGAAGGAUGAAUGCACUUUUUUGGGUUUUAAAGUCAGAAGCUGUGUCCUGAUCCCUGUUUUCUACCGUUAUAAAGCGUGGAAGAGCAAGGACAUUUACUAAUAUAACUCCAAAUGUGUUCGUCUGAAAGAUGAUGGACAUUUGUUUCUCGGAUAGCUUGAGGAUGAGUAAAUCAUGGCGUAAUUUUGAUAUUUGGCUGAAGCUUUACCGAUACCCAUAAAUAUAUUAGCGUCUACACCACCACGUGGUAAUGAUAACUUGCUAAAUCGCUCACAAGCCACAAUACUCGCGCUAAUUAUUUAAUGGCAUUAACUAAUAUUGUAGAUUUCCUCUAGUAAAAACUGUGUUUCACGUAUCUAUAGUUAAUCAUCUUAUCUACAAUAGAAUAAAAACAUUACGAAGUGCAACUGCAGCAGCGUUAAAUACCUGAGGUAAUUUUAUGUUAUGGACCACAGCAUUUUAUGUUCUCCCCAGUGUCAUCUGCCAUUUCAAAUACUUUUGCACUUUAAAUUUAAAUAGAUUUGAUUGUCUGUCAAUGGUUUAUCGUUUAUCAUGUAAUCCCAACGAUAUCGUUGCUUGUGUCUUUACCGUUAUAGUUGUGCUAUUCCAAUGCUAUCUCAUGCCAAUUUGUAUGUGUUUUACAAGAUGGCUAAUUCGUACCAUCACAUCCGUACAGUUUUGACGAUGGGGUUAGGAGUGGGAUUUCAUUAUUGUUUUAAUUUAUGAUAAUUUGUGACCCGUGCUGGCAAAAUAUUUAAUCUAUAUUUAGUCUAAUUUAGUCUAACAGCAACUCAGCACCCCCCCCCCAAACGUCAACCCCCGGUCCGCGAAUAUUUUUUAAAGCUGAAACCGGUCCGCGGUGUAAAAAAGGUUGGGGACCCCUGAUCUAGAUCAAUAUCUUAAAACAAUUUAAAUCAAAUUUAGAUCAAAAUGUAUGUGAAUUUUUCAUAAAAAUGUGAUAUUUUUCAGGCAAGCUAAUGGUGUGGUUGAGUUAUUGAGUGGUAAACGGGUAUAAAAGUACUUCAUAUCUCCCAAAACACAGCAUUAAUGUAUAGAUGGGAAGGAAAUGAAAAAAAUGAUAUAUUAUUUGUAUCAUUAAAAAUGUAUAUAUUUUUUGUAAUCACUCUUUUAAUCUCUGGGGUCAUUUUAACCCCCGUGGAACUAUAACGUAUACAGGAAAAUCGUGUCUUAUGAGGGUUAAACUAAUACAAAGAUGAAUUUCCAUGACAUUUUAGUUUUGGUUUUAAAACAUGCAGGAAUGAGAAAAUAAAGCAGGACUUGCUUGAUGUUAAAAUAGCUAUUAAGAGAGAUAAAGUUUGGUACUCGAUUGAUGUUAAAAGAGUUAUCAAUAGCGAUAAGACAUGAAAACGAUUUUCAUAUAUAUAUAUAUAUAUAUAUAUAUAUAUAUAUAUAUAUAUAUAUAUAUAUAUAUAAUAGGGCUGUCAAAAGAUUAAUCGCGAUUAAUCGCAUCCAAAAUAAAGUUUGUGUUUACAUAACAUAUGUGUGUACUGUGUAUAAUUAUUAUUUAUAUAUAAAAACACACCCAAUCAUGUAUAUAUUUAAGAUUUUUUUUAUAUUUAUAUAUAAAAUAUUUAUAUUUAUAUAUAAUAUAAAUUAUAGAAAUGUAUAUACAGUAUUUAAAUGCAAAUAUUCCUUAAAUAUAUACAUGAAUGUGUGUGUAUUUAUAUAUGCAUAAUAUUUAUACACAGUACACACACAUAUGCUAAAAACACAAACUUUUAUGUUGGAUGCGAUUAAUCGCGAUUAAUCUUUUGACAGCCCUAAUAUAUAUAUAUAUAUAUAUUAGGGCUGUCAAAAUAAACGCGUUAAUAACGCGUUAACGCAAAUUAAUUUUAACGGCACUAAUUUUAUUAACGCGCGAUACGCAAUUUCUGUUUGACCCACAGAUGAAUUGAGACGCAGCAAGUGACCGGCGCUGUCUAGAUGAGUCGGAGCUUUUCAUAAAAAUAAGAACAUUAAGCUCUCGUCUAGCGAAUCCAAUGCUCUAAAUGGUCAUUAAACAUCUAAAAUGCACGUUUUCUGCACGCGCAGUUUUCUUUAUCUGCACGUUUUCUGUGAGGUGUACCGUCCCAAAUCCAUAUAAAGCAAAGAUGCGUCUUCUUUCACUUUUUAGUUUCGUUUUUAAAGCAUUCAGAAAUGAUAGAAAAUAGACUGCAGGACUUUCUUGAUGUUAAAAUAAUUAUUAAGAGAGAUAAAGUUCGGGAUCUGAUUGAUGUUAAAAGAGUUAUUAAGAGUGACAAGACUCAAAAGCGAUGUCUGACGCAGACGUCUAAAGCGCAUCCACACAAACACGCGAGUGAGUGACCCUGAUAUAUAUAGACAUCUAACACAAAAUUACAGUUUUAAAAAUAUCUGUUUUGACAAGAAUUCACGCAGGUAAGACCUAUAAUCUGUUAUAUCUGAAGUGAAUGUUUGGUUAACGGUUAAGGAAAAGUAUCUGUUGUGUCAUUAUAUUAAACCCUUGCAUUAUCAGACCUACAGUAUCUUAAAGUGGUCAGUCCCAAAUGUCAAAAUUAAGCAAUAAAAGAAAAACAUAUAUUAAUAUUGUUUUUGCUCUGCAUUAACAUGUAUAGUUCUGUCAUGCUUUGUCAGAUUCCAACAAUUGUUCCAAUUGUUUUAAAGUUUUUUAGAGAAUGUUAAAAUAUAAAUGACACAUUUUUGAAAAUUUGCUCAUCCCAACUCAAUUUGCCAGCACAGGUCACAAAUGAUGCAGCAGCAAACAGAAAUGGAGAAAGAACAAAGUCUUCUAAAGGCAAAAACAUUUAAAACUGUGGCUGAUGGUUCUGUUAAAAAUGUAAACAGGCUGUUGUAGACAUACAUUUGCAUAUAGCAUAUAUAUUAUCCAAAUAUUAUCCAAAUCCAGACUGAUUAGAGCAUUAAAAACUUAAAAAGUGUUACAUUUAGGUAAAUUUAAAACAGAUAAAAAUGUGCGAUUAAUUUGCGAUUAAUCGCGAGUUAACUCAUGAAAUCAUGCGAUUAAUUGCGAUUAAAUAUUUUAAUCUAUUGACAGCCCUAAUAUAUAUAUAUAUACCACAUAUAUAUAUAUACCACAUAUAUACACACACACACAGAAUUACAGUUUUAAAAAUAUCUGUUUUGACAAGAAAUCACGCAGAUAUAAUCUGUUAUGUUUUAAGUGAAUGUUUGUUUAACUGUUGUGGAAAAAUAUUUAAUGUGUAGCAUUAUAUUAGAUCAUUGCAUUACAGUAGAUCUUAAAGUUGUCUGUCUCAAGUCAAACAAACAAUAAAAGAAAGAAAAAAGUUUUUAUUACAUAUAUUUUUCCUAUAGAUAUUGUUUUUGACUUUGUGUGUGCCAAAUCUAUUAGUUUUACCAGUAAUUUUAAGGUAUGGAUGCAUGAUUUGUUUUUAAACCUUUAAAGAGGGCAUAUCACAAAAAUCUGACUUUUUCCAUGUUUAAGUGCUAUAACAGUAACUUAGUUUUGGUAAACCAUUCUCUGCAAGCAUGUGAAAAAAUCCCCUUGUGAUGUCAGAAGGUGAUAAUACCACCCCUUAAUCGGCACUAUCCAACCACAGGACUGCCAUUUAGUGCAGAGAUCAAAGAGAUGGCACAUUUUUGCUCACACCUACAAAGUUGCAAUUUUAACAUGUUAUAAUAAAUUAUCUAUAUGGUAUUUUGAGCUAGAACUUCACAUAUGUGCUCUGGGGACAGCAAAGAUUUAUUUGACAUCUUAAAAAAGUCUUGUAAAACGUCCCCUUUAAAAAAAUGUAACAAAAUUUUUCUCAAAAUUGACUUUGCUGACUCUGUCAACUUCAAACAGGUGUGGCUCUGUCAUUUUUUGUCAUAUUCCAACAAAUCAUACAUCGUUUUGAAGGUUUUUAAUAGAGAAUGUCUAAAUAUCUAAUUUUUGAAAAUUUGCUCAUUACGACUAAAUUUUUCCAGCACAGGUCAAAUAUAUUUUGUAUGAAUUACUUCAUAAGAAUUAGCCAACUCGUAAAAUAUGUAUGAAUUCCCUUGAGAUCAGGCUGGCUAAUCUCUUUCAUUUGGAGUGAUUUUUAAAACUAUAUUUUUAUAGUUAUCGCCCAUAGUGUAAACAGCCCUUUACAGCAGAUUUGGGUUACAUAAGCAGGACUAGAACAGGAUGUUUUAGGUGUAUGUUUUCAUUUUAAAACCUGAUGUGACCAUUCAAAGGAAAAGCACACGCAUAUCUGUGUAUUAUUUUUACAUCAGAUGAUAAAGAUCUUGGGUGUAGCUGAAUCUUUAUCGGCAGAGCUACGAGCUAAAUAUAUUAAAGUAAAAUAAUCGAGCUUGCAUCUAAGCAUUAAGUCAGCGGGUGGGCAUUAUGCAAAUGUGUUAUAUGUUCAAUGUAAAUUCAGGAAAGUAUAAUAGGUGCUCUUUAAUAUUCCCAAUCACAUUCCACAGCUGAGGUCCAUAGUGCUUUUUAAUGCAUUCGCUUUUAUAAACUAUAUAUAUAUAUUUUUUUUCAGUAAGUGCAUUAGCUAGGAAUUAUAUCUACCAGUUGAAUGCCCUUCAAAGCCCUUUGUUUUUUUUUAAAUAAUGAAUGAGGCUUUUUUACAAUUACUCCCAUUUGGUAAAGUUUCAGACUUUCACUUUCUUUCAACAGUGCACGCCUUACUCUGUGGUUUUACUGUCAUAUCAUCAAAACGACAAUAAAAGAUCUACACACAUU
Messenger RNA from Misgurnus anguillicaudatus (oriental weatherfish), 7426 nucleotides. RefSeq names its product collagen beta(1-O)galactosyltransferase 1a (gene colgalt1a). Lineage: Eukaryota; Metazoa; Chordata; Actinopteri; Cypriniformes; Cobitidae. The record is from RefSeq and is a predicted model, not a curated record. Gene Ontology annotation, molecular function: procollagen galactosyltransferase activity.